AUGCCACCAAAGGAAGAUUGGGACAAAUACGAAAAGUCGCAUGAGGAUGCCGAGGAUGAAAAGAUUGUUGCCCUUGACGAAGGAGAUAUUGCUUUAUUGAAGACUUAUGGUCAAGGUCCGUACGCAAAAGAACUCAAGGUGAUCGAAACAGACAUUAAAGAGAUCCAAAAGAAAAUCAAUGAAAAAAUUGGUGUAAAGGAAUCAGACACUGGCUUAGCGCCACCGAAUCUCUGGGAUAUUCCAGCAGAUAAACAACGCAUGCAAGAAGAACAACCACUGCAAGUAGCUAGAUGCACGAAAAUUAUCCAAGGCGGAGUCGGCGAGGGUGCGAAAUACAUUAUCAAUGUAAAGCAAAUUGCAAAGUUUGUAGUUGCACUGGGAGAACGCGUGUCACCAACGGAUAUUGAAGAGGGUAUGCGAGUUGGUGUUGACCGGAACAAGUACCAGAUACAGAUUCCCCUGCCUCCAAAAAUCGAUCCUUCCGUGACAAUGAUGCAGGUCGAAGAGAAACCUGAUGUUACGUAUAGUGAUGUUGGUGGGUGUAAAGAGCAGAUUGAAAAAUUAAGAGAAGUUGUAGAGUUGCCUUUACUUCAGCCAGAAAGAUUUGUCCACCUCGGAAUCGAUCCUCCAAAGGGAGUGCUCUUAUACGGACCACCCGGCACGGGAAAAACCCUUUGUGCUCGUGCUGUUGCAAAUAGGACUGAUGCAACGUUUAUUAGAGUAAUAGGAUCGGAGCUAGUGCAAAAAUAUGUUGGUGAAGGGGCGCGUAUGGUACGUGAACUGUUCGAGAUGGCGCGAACGAAGAAGGCAUGCAUUAUUUUCUUUGAUGAAAUAGAUGCUAUUGGAGGUGCACGUUACGAUGACGGAGCGGGAGGUGAUAAUGAAGUGCAAAGAACAAUGUUAGAAUUGAUUAAUCAAUUAGACGGAUUUGAUCCCAGAGGAAACAUUAAAGUGCUUAUGGCCACUAAUCGGCCCGAUACAUUGGAUCCUGCCCUGAUGCGUCCUGGACGUCUCGACCGAAAAGUUGAAUUUUCUCUGCCCGACUUGGAGGGACGAUCACAUAUUCUCAAAAUUCACGCAAAGAGCAUGUCUGUUGAGCGUGAUAUCCGAUAUGAGCUAAUCGCUCGAUUAUGCCCAAAUAGUACUGGUGCCGACUUGCGUAGUGUGUGUACAGAAGCCGGAAUGUUUGCCAUUCGAUCCAGAAGAAAGGUUGCAACCGAAAAAGAUUUCUUGGAAGCGGUCAACAAAGUUAUAAAGUCAUACGGAAAGUUCUCAUCUACACCUCGUUACAUGACAUACAAUUAA
Paraglomus occultum is the source of this 1305-nucleotide messenger RNA. The record is from the annotation of a GenBank genome assembly. NCBI's taxonomy places the organism in Eukaryota, Fungi, Glomeromycota, Glomeromycetes, Paraglomerales, Paraglomeraceae.